AUGUCUACAGCAUCAUCAAACGGAGGAGGCUUUCGUCGUGAACCUGGCGAUUGGCCUUGUCAUCAAUGUCAAGAAAUAAACUUCAAAUCACGUGCUGCUUGUCGUCGUUGUUCGACUCCACGUGUUCAACCAGCACAAACCAAUUCAGCUCCUACUGGUAUUAAUCCUCAAGUUGUACCAAGACAAGGCGAUUGGCCCUGCUCGUUUUGUAAUAGUCUUAAUUUUGCUGCUCGUGUUGCUUGUCAUAAAUGUGGUCGACAAAAACAAGAGUCCAGAAAUUCGAAUGCUUCAUCAUCUGUAACACAAAGAGCAGGCGACUGGAUAUGUCCAUUUUGUCAGAACAAUAAUUUUGCUGCUCGUAUCACGUGUAAUAAAUGUAAUCGACCAAAACAGGAACCUAUGGAUACCGAUAAUCGUCCAUCAGUAACGUUAAAACCAGGUGAUUGGAAAUGUUCCUCUUGUCCUGAGAUGAAUUUUGGUUCGCGUACUGUAUGUCGUUCUUGUGGCACAGCUAGACCAUCUGUUGAAAAUACUAAAAAUGAAUGCGUUAUUUGUAUGGAAAAUCCUAUUGAUUCAGUAAUAACAACAUGUGGUCAUUCAUCUAUGUGUCUUCAAUGUGGUAUUCAUGUUAAUCAAUGUCCUAUAUGUCGUAAUCCUUUUAAUCAACAACAGAUUAUUAAAAUGUUUAAUGUUCAUUAA
Rotaria sordida is the source of this 699-nucleotide messenger RNA. The record is from the annotation of a GenBank genome assembly. Lineage: Eukaryota; Metazoa; Rotifera; Eurotatoria; Philodinida; Philodinidae.